Molecule: messenger RNA, 1356 nt
Organism: Symbiodinium necroappetens
Lineage: Eukaryota; Dinophyceae; Suessiales; Symbiodiniaceae
Source: the annotation of a GenBank genome assembly
AUGGAGCACUCUAAUGUGCAUGUCCUGCUUGGGCGCCCGAUUCAGCAGGGAGUCUCGUACGCUUUUGGCAUCAUGGUGCAGAACCCCUCGAGCCAGAGCUCGCAGGAGGAGCAGCUUCAGUGGAUGGUGAGGACCCGGGACAGCAGCGACCUGGUCGUGGAGGAAAGUUCAGGAGGUGCCGCCUGGCUGGAUGCCUCUGCCAGCGACAGUCCUGGCAAGAUGUGGGGCCUUUCCACGUCUGAGCUGGAUGCUCCGACUCUCCGAUGGGGAGAGCUGCUGCCUUUCUACAUCACGCUGAAUACGGCUUAUGUUACGGUUCUUCCCAUUCAGGUGCCGUUUGACUUGUCCACGCCGAUGCGGUUUACCGCUCCGCUUGGCUGGAUCUGGGAACCUGCCGUGGUGGAGAGCGGCUUCUGGCAGGACGCUGCCUUUGGCUCCACAGCAGCUUUGCCUGGGAACGCAGUGCCUACGGUCUCCGACGACAUUUUCCUUUCAUGGACAACGCCUAUGGUCUUCGUGAGUGGCGAGAUUUACGGCUUUCGAGUCCCUGUCCGAGUGCCCAGAUGGCCUUCAACAGGAGCUGAUUUCCUUCUUGAGCUCGGCAACUGGAGUGGGACUGCUGAUGCCGGGCAGCGCCCGCUGGCAGUUUUGCUCCCGGGACCUUCGCUCAGCGCAGUGCGAGGGGCAUGGGUUGACUAUGUGACAGGACGAGUUGGAGAACAGCAUGGAGUGCGUGUACAGCUGACCACCGCGACGCCGAUUUUUGCAGGAGGCGGUUUCAUCUUUGAGGGCGGUGUGGCGACGAGGCGGUUGCGUUGCAGCUGCCCUGGCACAACAGAUGGCUACACCUGCGCCGUGCAGAGCCUGUUCUCGGGCGAAAUCCUGCUUAGAAUGGUGUCCGCGAGGGCGCUCCUCGCUGGGACCUACUCCUUCCUCUUCCUCUGCACGAACGCGGCCAACACUGUACCUGCAGGCUCUUGGAGGUUCGCCACGUAUCAAGACCCGGAAAACUAUCCGGAUGCCACUGAGGUUGACACUCCAUCCACAGUGCCAGGAUUUGCUGUUCAGGAGGCCUUGCAGCACUUCGAGCGGCUUCCAGCCGCGAUCACUUGGUCCUUCGAUCCACGUCCCCUCAGGGACAGCUCCACCAUCCUGGCCUUUACUUUGCCCGGCAACGGUGUGCUUCCCAGUCGCGUGCGGCUGCGCGGCCCGGAGGGGAUGAAGCUGAAGCUGCACUGCAUGCCGCAAAUCGUUGUUGACCUUGGGCAAGUCUUCCAACUGGACGUCUCGCUAGCGGCCAACUACUCACAGCUUCCGGAUUUGACGAUUGGUUGUGUCGUGGUUGUGAAAACUUGA